Molecule: messenger RNA, 1404 nt
Organism: Orycteropus afer afer
Lineage: Eukaryota; Metazoa; Chordata; Mammalia; Tubulidentata; Orycteropodidae
Gene: GTPBP6
Product: GTP binding protein 6 (putative)
Exons: 9
Coding region: 1-1404 (467 amino acids)
Cellular component (GO): cytoplasm
Molecular function (GO): ribosome binding; GTP binding
Source: RefSeq, a predicted model, not a curated record
AUGUGGCCCCUCCGUGCCGCCUUCCGCGCGGGGCUUCGGCUCUCUCGCGUGAGCCGCGGCCUCCCGGCUGCGAGGGCCGCACCGCCGCCGCCCAACCCGGUGCGCGCGCUCGCCGCCUUGGGUCCAGAGGUGCCGGGGUCGGACGUGCGCAGGGGCGGAGGAUGGGGCGGGCGGGCGGACGGGCAGAGAGCCGGAGCCCGGGAUGAGGUCCUGGAAGAUGCGGACGCCGAAGAGGAGGAAGAGGAGGAAGCGCUGCUGAGCAGAGAGUCUCUGCUGCCGGCGGGCAUCCAGCGCGUGUGCCUGGUCCACCCGGAGGUCAAGUGCGGCCCGCGAAAACCACAGCUGACCCGAGCGGAGUGGCAGGUUGCUGAGGCCAAGGCUCUGGUGCACACGCUAGAUGGCUGGUCCGUGGUGCAGACCAUGGUGGUGCCCACCAAGACGCCAGACAGCAAGCUGGUUUUCGGCAGAGGAAACUCCGAGCACCUGACAGAGAGAAUCCGAGGGUCUCCAGAAAUCACGUCCGUCUUCCUGAACGUGGAGAGGAUGACCCCCCUCACAAAGAAGGAGCUCGAGGCGGCCUGGGGCGUGCCGGUGUUUGACCGCUUCACCAUUGUGCUGCAGAUCUUCCGCUGCAACGCCCGCUCCAGGGAGGCCCGGCUGCAGGUCGCACUGGCCGAGCUUCCGCUGCUCAGGUCCAACCUGAAGAAUGAUGUCGCUCACCUGCACCGACAGGGCAGGGGCUCUCGCUACAUCAUGGGGUCAGGAGAAACGUUCGUGGAAAUGCAGCAGCGUCUCUUGAAGGAAAAGGAGGUGAAGAUCAGGAGGGCCCUGGAGAGGCUCAGGAGGAAAAGGUGUCUUCUGCGGAAGCAGCGCCAGAGGCGGGAGUUCCCUGUCGUCGCCGUCGUGGGCUACACAAACUGUGGGAAAACCACUCUGAUCCGGGCGCUGACCGGCGAUGCCGCCGCACAGCCUCGGGACCAGCUGUUUGCGACGCUGGACGUCACGGCCCACGCGGGCUCCCUGCCCUCACGCAUGACCGUGCUCUACGUGGACACUGUCGGCUUCCUCUCCCAGCUGCCCCACGAGCUCAUCGAGUCCUUCACGGCCACCCUGGAGGACGUGGCCCAUGCUGACCUGAUCGUCCACGUGCGGGAUGCCAGCCACCCUGAGACGGAGCUGCAGAAAGCCAGCGUCGUGUCCGCACUGCGCGGCCUGCGCCUGCCCACCCUGCUGCUGGACUCCAUGGUGGAGGUGCACAACAAGGUGGACCUGGUGCCUGGCUGGCUACACCGUGAGGCCACCGUGCAGGACAUUGACGUGAUCCCUGAGGAUGGGACGGCUGAUGUGACCGUCAUCAUGAGCAACGCAGCCUACGGAAAAUUCCGGAAGCUCUUUCCAGAAUAA